Messenger RNA from Symbiodinium sp. CCMP2456, 921 nucleotides. The record is from the annotation of a GenBank genome assembly. Lineage: Eukaryota; Dinophyceae; Suessiales; Symbiodiniaceae.
AUGGUGGAGUAUGCAAAAGAAGAGGCGGAGGAGCAUCGUGGUCGCGCACAAACUUUGCUUCAAAUGGUUAAUACUGCCGGAUACUUCGUCUCGGUCACAAUAGUAGCCUUCGGCCUCAACGGGCGUAUGUUUACCGGCAGCUUCAAUCAACGGCACCAGCUAAGCUACCAGGAAGCCAUGGGCAUCGUUGCUGCGAUGUGCACAGUAACUGGGGCUCUGUGCGCCAUCAAGGUGCACGAGCGGCAAAGGUUCCUCCUGACGCACGGGUUUUUGGCCAGCAACAUGGGAGUUUUGGGCAAUGAUCGAAUGCGUGGGAGCACCCGCUUCUCUUCCAACCAGGAAAGCUCUGAUGGCCUCUCCUGGAAUGACAUGCAAGAUGAAGGGAUCUUGACUGUCAUCCAAGACGACCAGGGUCGCGAGUGUCUCAUUGGCGGCUCCUCCCGUUUCCAGCCCCAGGAAUCCCGAUUAGGAAUUGGAGCAUCUAUAGAGGAGUGGCUGCGGUGUGCAGGAGUGGACUUGCAGUGGACUGAUCCUGGGAUCUCCGCUGGGUCUGCGGGCCCUGUCGCACGUCUGACCGGCCUGGAACUGGCAAUCGAACUGGAGUACCGUAACACGCACAACAUGAACUUCAAGGGAGUCGUGUGCUAUGCCCGCGUACGCGCCAUGCAGCGCUGGAAUACCCGACCAGUUCUUCACUAUGACUACAGCCUCAGCAAUGGCGAGGAGCCCGGGCGAAGAAUUGCAUGGAGUAAGAGAGAGUUAAGGACAUUGCAGGUCUCAAGUUCCAUAUUGCUGUUUGUUGCGGUCAUUGUUGUUCAUGCCCCGGAUGCAGUAUGCUUACAGUCUGCGCAUUCCGGCAUGCAGUGGGCAUGUCUAUUGCAAUCCGCCGGCACCAUACAGUCUAUGUCUGGGAGUAAAUGA